This is a messenger RNA of Grosmannia clavigera kw1407, 975 nucleotides long. RefSeq names its product methylenetetrahydrofolate dehydrogenase. The transcript is spliced from 3 exons. NCBI's taxonomy places the organism in Eukaryota, Fungi, Ascomycota, Sordariomycetes, Ophiostomatales, Ophiostomataceae. Gene Ontology annotation, biological process: purine nucleobase biosynthetic process. The record is from RefSeq and is a predicted model, not a curated record. Gene Ontology annotation, molecular function: methylenetetrahydrofolate dehydrogenase (NAD+) activity; methylenetetrahydrofolate dehydrogenase (NADP+) activity. Bases 1 to 975 code for a protein of 324 amino acids. Gene Ontology annotation, cellular component: cytosol.
AUGGCUACCGCAAUUAUCCCCAAGACCUGCAAGGUCAUCCUGGCCGAUUCUAUCGCCAAGAAUCUCCUCGCCGAAGUUCACAGCCUCCUUGAGGAAGUCCAGAAGGCCCAGGGUACUGACCGCCAGCUGUGCCUGGCGGCCUUCCUGGCCAACAAUGACCCUGCCGCAGUCAAGUAUGCAGAGUGGUCGCAGAAAACCUGCCAAGAGAAUGGCUUCGCCUUCCAGCUGUACCAUGUCGACAAUCAGGAGCUGGAGGAAGAGAUCAGCCGCGCCAAUAACGACGACUCGAUUGACGGUAUCAUUGUUUACUACCCAAUCUUUCCCGGUAACCCGACCCACGAUCGCUACAUCCAAGAGACCGUUUCUUUAGCCAAGGACGUGGAGGGCCUUUGCCAUCGCUACCUCUACAACAUGUAUCAUAACGUGCGCUUUCUCGAUCCUCCUACAAACCAGUUCAAGUCUGUCCUGCCUUGCACGCCGCUGGCCGUGGUCAAGAUUCUGGAGCACUUGCACGUGUACAACACAGUCAUCCCCUACGGCAACCGCCUGUAUGGCAAGACCAUUACUGUCAUAAACCGCUCCGAGGUCAACGGCAGGCCGCUUGCUGCCCUUCUUGCCAACGACGGUGCGACGGUCUACUCGGUCGACCUCACUGGCGUUCAGGUUUUCACGCGCGGCCAAGGCAUCCGCCAGCCGCGCCACCAAGUGCUUGACAAGCCGGCGGACUUCAAGCUUGAGCACUGCCUGCCGCUGUCAGAUGUGGUGAUCUCGGGCGUGCCCUCGGAGUCGUUCAAGGUCCCGACGGAGCUGCUGCGUGAAGGCGUGGUGUGCAUCAACUUUUCAUCCUUUCGCAAUUUUGAUGGUCCGGCGGUCAAGGAGAAAGCGUCGAUCUACGUGCCGUCCGUUGGCAAGGUGACCAUCGCCGUGCUUCUUCGCAAUCUUGUGCGCCUUACGGUAACACGGAAGGCCAACUAA